Pocillopora meandrina is the source of this 8183-nucleotide messenger RNA. NCBI's taxonomy places the organism in Eukaryota, Metazoa, Cnidaria, Anthozoa, Scleractinia, Pocilloporidae. The record is from the annotation of a GenBank genome assembly.
CAGUUUCCAAACAAAAACAUCGUGAUUAGGAACCAUGAAGGCCGAGGAGAGAAUAGUCUCAUUUUCUCUAUCUGAGAAUACCAUGUAAAUGUUCUCUCUUGGUGCUGCUAGGGCAGCUUAGGCUCUUUGGAAAUUUUUGACGCGAUUGAAUAUUAUGGGAGCGAAGCAAUCCAGCCACAAUGGGCGAACAAACGCACGCAACGUCGGCAACGGAGCUGUUGCGACCGCCGGCUUACCAGAGACUUCAAGGGUUGUUGCGCUGGAUCCGAGAAUACGAACUCGUUCAUUAAACAAUGUUGGACAUUCUUUAUCGAUUCCUGGCCAUUCGGCUUCCUUUCAGGAGUCUGAUUUGUCUUCUUCGCCAGAGGAUAACUCUCCGUCCCCGCGAGGACUUGCCCUGCAGGGAGCGCACUCGCUCCCUUCGCAUUUGUUCGCUUACACUACGUUUUUAAACGGUAAGAUCAAAUAUAUUGUCCUUUCCUCCGGGAUUGGCUAGUAUUUAACCAAAUGCGAUAAUCAGUCGGGUAGUUGGGUGAAGUGAGACUAUUUACUUACAGGUUAAAGCCUAAUCUUGUCGUUUUGACGAUUCGUGCAGUUUGAACGCGACCAUAUUUUGUGAUUAAAUUUUCUUUGUAGGGGUGAAAUGUCCCGUCUGCUCGAAAGUAAUUUUGGCUGAAGAUAUUGAGCUUCAUUUGGUAAUUUGCCUCACCAAGCCUCGAAUUACGUACAACGGUAAGUUUUUAAUGAAUUCUGAUUCGUCUGAUCUCAAACAUGUUAAAAACUGCGUUCAUAAAGUUAACUCUUGUCCGGCACGGGAACCUUGGAUCAAUUUGUUGUCUCAUACUGUCAGCUGAAAUCUCUUUGCUACUUCAGAAUUCUAAUUUGUGGGUUCGGACGGAAGAAUAGUUCAUACAGUAUUUCUAUAUUCCACAUGAACCUUGGCAAUAAAUAUUUCUUUUUAGAAACAAACAAAGAAUUUUUGUCCGAAUUUGAAAAGAAUUCGUCUUUUUCUUUGUAUAUUCAAUUUGAUACAGUUCAAACUCGAUGAUGACAUAACGAUGGUUUCUGGAUUGCACGAUUAUUUAAACUAUCCAUCUUUCUCGGUCAGCACGGUCAUUGAAGAGGCUUGUCCAUAAAAAUAUGAGAAUUGUUCCUAUUUUCAACGCAGGUGAAUUCAUUUAUGCUGGGCGAUCGUUGAUGAGUUUUGUCAAUUUUUUGUCAUUUUUGUGUUAUAGUAUAAUAUGGAACCUUCCAGCGAGUGGUAAAAUCAUUCAAAUUUUUCCCACAACCAAAGAAAUAUGAAAAGUGAUAUUGUAACGUAUGUAACUUUCGUUGUUUGGUACAGGUUUAACUUUUAUGGCUAUUUUUCUUAGUGUAAAUUUUCCUACGGCACACAUUCUAUUUUGAUCACUUCAUUAACAUAUUGAUGAAGCCAAUCGCGUUUCAUUUUUUCCUAAUUGCAAAAUUUACACUCUCUAAAAUUAUUGAUUUAUUCACAAAAUCUCCUAUUCUCGAUAUUUCGAUUUUACUUUGUGAAUUUGUAAUUUUGCAAUAUUUUAUUAUAUUCCUGAACAUACACGAAAUAGCUUGUUACUCAGCGUCAGUACAUGUUCUAUUUUUUUUCCUUUGAUCAAAUGGCUGUGUUUUGGAAGUUUUACUCGCUGCACCAAAAUCUGAUUCAUGUCCUGAAUUUGUGGCAGUGCAAUUUUAUAGAUAACAAUUGUCAAAGGUGCACUUCAAGACAUUUCUUUUUUUAUAUCUUUUUUCCAAUUUUUUUUAUCUUUAAAGCUCUUUACAUGAUAGACAGUCCAGUUAAAUGAGCUAUUAAAAGUUUUCUGAGAUAACGUCAUGCAAAAAUAGUCUGCUUGGGCAUGUGUGCACAUGAAGUUGUAUGUUGCAAUAACUGAUAUAAGAGUAACCUUUGAAUCAAGAAUUGAGCCAUGAAAUGUUAUCCUUUGUCAGACUAAGAUAAAACCCAUUUCCUACAGUCAUAAUAGAAGUGGAUUCAUACUGAUAGCUCUGGUUUGUUUGGGUUACUGAAAAUUACUGGGAAAUGCAGUAGCAGGAGAUUGGUCCAAAGAACAAGAGAACUUUCUCCAAAUCUGAACAAACAGUAGCUGAAACUGUUGAUAUGUUGUCAAAAAAUUUUGUGACCUCACUGGAGAAUUCUCUGCCCCCAGAUAAUUACCAAACACCAAGUAAAGUUAUACAAGUCACAUUCAAAGCCUGUCCCUUCGUAAAUGGAUGUUUAUAUUGAUUAUGCUGAUAGGUGUCGAACCAGACAAUGCAGUAAUAUGUCCACAUCACAAAUUAGCUACAGUAGAAUUUGCUACUCAAACUACUCACUGAGAUGAAAAACUACUAAAGAUAAAGGGUAGUUUGCAUUAGCUUGUUGCCUAUGUCUUAAAUUUUUUCACAUUAAAUGGUAUCAGUCUUGAUUCUACAGAAAUCGUGUACUAAGCUUGGGUUAGCAAAAUUCCAUUGUAUCUUACAUUAUUAGGAUCAUGUGAGUUUAAAAGAGUAAACCGGUCUUUUAUAGAUUUUCUGAAAAAAAUAAUCUUCCCAAAUGACUUGGUAGUGAAAACUUUGGUUUCCAGCAUUUAAUUCCUGUUCUGCUUUGGAAAUCCUCCAUCUUAUUUACUUUUCAGUAUAAAGGUUUGUGUGACUCUUCUGUUUGUUAUUGUCACAUUGGAAAAAGAUGUAUUUGGCGCAGUGUUUUAGACUUAAGUUGAUAAUUUGAGAGGAAACCUUAGGGUUGAUAGCAUCCAGAAUUUUGACUUGAUUAUUGUCAACUGCAGCAGUUAUUGAUCAAUUAGUAAGCUACUUUGACUUGGAGGUCAAAAAAUUGAGUCUUUGAUUUCAGGAUGUGUUACUGAGAAUGUAAUCUUGGUUUUUAUCUGACUUACUAACAUUAUAGAAUCUAAAAUCACAAGCCAGGAUUAUGAUGUGUUUACCAGACCUUCAGCUGCUAAAGAUUUUACAAAAUCAACCAUGUAGGAUGUGCUUGAUGUGAUUGGCUACUUCAUUUUUAUUUAACAUAGAGCCAUUUUUAAGUUCCUCAUUUCAUAUUUAGUGACUUAAAUACGGCAACUUGGAGAGCUGAUUUGUGUAUGGAAUUGAUUUAACUUAGGAAAAAUUGUCUAUUGAGCACUCCAAAGUUACAAAAUGUGUCAUUAUGUCAUUAUUAUUAUUAUUAUUAUUAUUAUUUCAAUACUAUACAUUUGCUGGUUUGUGGUACAUGACUUAUCAUUUUUGUGGCAAAACUAGACAGAUAAUCGUUUUCAUUUCUUCUCAAAGGACAAGUAUCCUUUAGAGCCUUAUGGUUUUAUCUUACCCUUUAAAAGUAGAGUGUGAAAUUAAGACUCUGAAUGCAUCUUGACAGUCUACAGGGUAACCAAAGUUUUUAAAAAUUAUCUGCAAAUAUGUUGAAAAUGUAACUAUGGAUGCCACCAUUUUAAAUUUGGCUUAGUAGUGGCAUUACUGUUAACCUGUAAUAUGUAGACCCCAGCAUACAAGGCCACUGCACUCAAACCUAAUCACAGAUUGUUGUUGAAACAGUCAUAUUGAGUGGUUCAUUUUUCUCCUUUCAGAAAACUGCAUUGCUUGUUUGAUAAUUUAAAGUAUUGAGGGGUGUAGAGUAUUGUUAGAUUUUAAAUUCUGCUAUUUAUUGACUUGGACUAGUGAUAAAAAUUAUUCUGAACAUGAAUUCAUUAAUCUCUCUUUAGAGGAUGUGCUUAAACAAGACAAUGGAGAGUGUGUUAUAUGUCUGGAAGACUUGAGUAUAGGUAUGAGAUGUUUCUUGUAAACUGCAAAUCAAAUUGUGUUUAGAAAUCAUUCAUUUUACCAGUAAAAUGAAGAUAGCCUUUUAUAAGGCUCUGUUAAAAAUAAGCAGCUAUGCAGUAGCGAUUUGAAGGCUAUUUAUCUCUUUGUGGAACAUAAAGACUAUUGAAAUAAUAACUUUGUCAAUCCUCUGUUAGUCCUCUUCAUUAUCAUCCCAGUCAAUAGCAAUGUCCAGUUUGUCUUCUUUAAAGUGACUGUUGUCUGUCCAGUAUUCCACUUUUGUUAUAAAUUUUGUUAAAGAAUUGGCUGGGAAAGCAGACUUCAGCACUAGGUUCUGGUAACAAAGUGUAAUCCUUUCAUUUUCAAGAUAUGAAGACUGAUUCCCCCAACUGAUGAGUGAAUAGCUGUAGGUUUCAUUUUCAGCAACAUGUAGUCAUGAGAAUUUUGUGUUAAAUACCAACAGGUUUUCUCCUAAUUUUUAAACUACAUUUGCUUUAUACUUGUCACAAAAUUAUGACAAGAAUAUGACCACUUUAGGGAGUGAAAGGGUUGAAUUUUCAGAGGUGUAGUGUGUAGCAUGAAAAAAUAGUUUUGGCAUCAAUUUCCUCAGAAAACAAUUUCUGUAUAUCUUUCUUUGUUAAUGCAUUUGUUUAUUUAUUUACUUAUGUUUCUGGCAGGUGAUACUAUAGCAAGGCUGCCUUGUUUGUGUGUAUAUCAUAAGAGGUACACCAUGUUUUUCUUGAGAAGUAUAAUAGUAAUUUAUGUCAGGUAUUAGGCUAAUGGAAAAAGGCACAUGUUAUUCUAACAAUUUACAAUUUUUCUUGUUGUGAAUUAAGAACAAAGAUACUUGUAUGAAUGUAAGAUUUCUGUAAGAAUAUUUCUCAAUUCUUUUUUUUCCAUUUAUCCUUUUACUCCCAAGAUCUGAUUGAUCAUUCUCCCCCCCUCCCCUCUCCAGCUGCUUCACAUUUCUGAGUAAAUUAUUUAUGAGGAUUUGGUGUUAUAUCAAGUGAAACACUUGGAUCUGAUAAGUUUUAGUGUUCUCAAUACCCGCUUUCUAGAUAAUGUGUGGAUAUUCCUCUUCAUGUUAUACUCACUUUCUGUCUGUCUUUUUUGCUUUGUUUUACAGUUGUAUUGACAAUUGGUUCCAGGUGAACAGGUCAUGUCCUGAACAUCCAACAAAUUAGUAAUGUGAGUUUUAUUUAACAAUUGGUUCAUACUUAGGGUGUGUACAUGGAGCUAAGGAUGCACACGGAAAGUUUAGUGAGCAUGAGAGAAGCAUAUGAGCUACUUGUUGGGGUCAUUUGUGAUGUUCACUUUGGGAAAACAGUGCCUACAUGUAAUCCUUGCUUCAGGAUAUCAAAAGGUUCUAGCAAACUCUCUUUCUUCCCCUGGGUGUGUCCUUAAAAAGGUUUGAUGAAAUUGAGAAAGUGUGGAGUCAGAUUCAUGAAUUAAUGAAAAGAGUAGGCAAUGGCUGCCAGCCAUACUUUUGAAUGCCCAAAUGUAUUUAUUUAGUACUGUUGUGUGAAGCUUGCUUUUCUUAUAAUCAUUCUGCUCAAGGUAACUGGCCCUAUCAGACAUCUCAACAUAUGUCUGGGUGAUGGAGACAAUCUUAGAAAUACUCUGAAAUCAUAAAAAUUAUAUGACCCUCUGAGCAAGGAGAUACCUAAUCAUAAACUUGGCUGUCAUGUGAUUCAAGGUGUGGGAAUUGAUGCUGGAUCACAGUGGCAGAAAGUGAGCCCCUUUGCCACCGUGACAUAAAAGUUUGUACUUGUUAGCAACGUAGCAAAUUAAAGGUAGUCUCCUGCAUUUGAAAAUAACUAUAGUAAUAUAAGUAAUUUUUUGCUUAAAGUGAUAUAUUUUUUUUCUAGGCUAUGCACUUUCCUCAAGAAUUUGCAGAAUAUAACAAGUUUACAGUAGCUUAGGUAUUGUGGUGUUUUCAAACAGCAUUGGAAUUUGGAUCAUUAGGAGAAGAAGCUGAUUUGCUGUUUAUUGAAAGUAGAUGAUUUUUUUUGUUAUUGAAACCUGUGCUGAAGGCAAUCCAGUUCAACCUCAAUCCCAUGGCAGCAAAAUGUUUUGGCAACAUUUUUGAUUAAUGGGGAGCACUAAAUUUGGUUUCUUAAAUUAUGUUCUACAACUGUGUGCUACAAGAGGCCUUUUGUAGGAAAGGUGGAAAGCAAAUAAUAUAUUUUCUGGACUACAACUAAAACACUUUUUUUAGAAUACUUGCAACUUUUAGGAAAUAGAUAAGACUGUUUCCUUGUUUUAUAAAUUCAGUGGAUAAAAUGUUGUGUAUUAUUGGUAUUGCAUGAGGUAGGCCCUUCACAAAAUUAUUAGGUUAAAUCAUAUCAUUCACGAGUAGCACACAAAAAAAGUUGUUGUCUUGCUGUGUUGUGGUUUUGCAAUAAGAACAGUGUUGUUGCUUUUUGGCUGUACAGCAGCUGAAUAUUAUUUUAACAUGUAGAUGUAUAUGUAGAUAUAUUUUAGUAACUAUAAUUGCUAUUCUUAUAGAUUUAAAAUUGAUAUGUGACACAAUUCUAUGAUCAGGACUACCACUCAUUUUGCUGUUCCCUGAAGAAAAGCUUUUAAAAUUCCAAACAUCCUCAUGAGGCAUUAAGAUAGGUAACACUAGAAGGCCAUUGCUACAAGGUACAAAUUAUCAUCAGUUGGCAAUAUUUUCAGGUUAUAUUUCUUUGGCUAUAUCUGAUCAUUUGUUGCUUCUCAGGUGCAAUUAUAAAUGCCAUUUGUUUCAUCUGUUAUGUACAAUUUCUAUUUUAUUUCAUGUUACGCUUCAUCAAUCUGUGAUUUUUAAACAAUUAUAGAAAAAAAUUUCACUCUAAAGAAUUUAAACAAUGCUGAGUGGAGGUAAAAUUGUUGAAUUUUUUCCUGUUGAUUUAUUAAUUACAGAACAGGUAUUUUAUUUUUGUAUUUAAAACAUUGUUUUUAAAAAAUCCCCAAUGAAGACCCCUUUGACCACUGAGAUUGACUGGCAUCUCCCUACAAUAUCACCCCUGAAUCAGACAUUAAAGUAACAAGAGUGAAGGAAAUCAGCACCAUAUAAGGGAGCUCUUGAUUUUUAAACAAAUUCUCCUUGUCAGCACCUUAGGAAAUGUAUGUAGAACAGUAUGGAGAAUAUAUACAAUGACGUUAGGGUGUGAAGGGUUAAGAAACUAAACAUGGUGGUACCUGUACUAGAAAAAGCAAUAAGUAGCAAUAGGUCUGAUGCUUUGAACUUGAAUGGCAUACUUAGCAAGCUUCUUCAGGGUGAACUAAGAAAAGGGGUUAGAUUUUAAGGGGCAAUAGCAUAAGUAUUUCUCAAACUGGAAAACUACUAUAAGCUGAAAUGGCAAGGCUUAAGAAAAAACAACGAAAUGUUUAAAAAUCACAAACUGAAUGUCAUAAAAUAGGAAAGCUAAAAAUUGCAAUUUAUUAUGAAAGUAAAGAUAUGAAGUGUUUAAACUGCAGAACUAAUGUCAUAGCUCACCAAAGCUGAAGAACUCUUCACCCCAUAGCCUGGUUCAUAGAAAUGUUAAGGUCACUUUCUGCACUCCUGCCAUAAGAAAGUAAAUUUUGACUGUCCAAGAAUCUUGCUUUGUGCUUCUACUCUCUAGUCAUCCUGUGCCUUAGCUUCAGCAAUUGUUUGACAGGUCAUGUUAUCUCUUUGCUUUGUUAUUCCACUUCAAUAUUUCACUAGUUGUUUAAAUAGGUCGCGUAUAGCAUUGCAUGCAAUGAGUUGACCAUUGAAAUAUAAAUAAUUUGCAAUAUCAUUUGAAAUUUCCUUUUCUCUCCAGUGAUUCCUCUCUCUUCAGAUACAAUGGUUGAAAUAUGUUCUUGAGUAAUUUUCUCUUUGUUUUACAAUACAGUUCACAUUAUUUUGGAUUCAUUCAGCGGGCUUCCUAUAAGAUAGCUUUUAGGGAAGUGAAGCACAUUUCCUUGAGAGAAUUAACCGCAGUUUAAUAAAGGAAGCUGUAGUUGCUAAAGCUUACAACAAAAGCUUGGAUCAGUUGAUAAAUAUCUGUCAAUUAAUAACGUGGCAUAACUCAUUCAGGAUAAUUGAUAAAGUAAACCACCACAACAACCAAACUCAAACAUUUCCGAUUCAUUCCACAGAGUUUAAUGAAACGUCAAAGUAUCUUUAUCUCAGUGCUGUGUAUAGCAGAGAGGCUUUUUAAUUUUAGCAGAUAUUUACUUGUAUAUAGUUAGACCCCAGAUUUGUUGAGUGUUAUCCACUAGUUAUUGUACAUUAAAUAAUGUACCUCGUGUAGGCAUAAUGCAUUUAGUAACAUGUUUUAAAAGGUGCUUUUAAACGAUGGUUAAAUUAUUGUGCAAUCUAGUUAAAUUUUCAGAAGAUAAUUAAAAAUAAUUGCUAUUGCUUUGGCUUCUGGAAUGUAAAAAAUAAAGGAAAC